Molecule: messenger RNA, 1045 nt
Organism: Laetiporus sulphureus 93-53
Lineage: Eukaryota; Fungi; Basidiomycota; Agaricomycetes; Polyporales; Laetiporaceae
Exons: 3
Coding region: 112-870 (252 amino acids)
Source: RefSeq, a predicted model, not a curated record
GCUGAUGCUCAGCUUCUUCCAAGGAUCCUUUAGCAAGUCUCACGGAACAAACGUCCACGAACAUCGCAGAAGUCGACGUCGCCAACCUUACAUACAUCAUACUCCACUUUGAUGCCCGUCCAGCGGAGACGACCCUUGUGCCACACCUGCGGGUCGCCGAUGGUGGGGCAUAAGCGGCCCAACGGAAUACUAGUGUGCCCUAGUCCAGACCUUACUCCCAGACCUUCUCCUGCCAGACUCACACGUAACGAUGCUGUAUCCACCUUCGAUACUAUCCCGGAGAACGGCGUAUGGCAUCGACGUAACCCCAACUGGCGAGAACCCGAGCCAUCUCCGUUGAUCGACGAAGCGGGCAGGAACCCUUCCUGGGUGCCCACGGAACGAGAUGGAUGCACCCCGUUGGAUGGAAUCGACGAUGACAAACACUGGGAGCAGGAGGAAGAUGCGGAGUCGGACAUGACACCUACUGCGACCCCUUCCAGAGUCCUCGGGCGGACCAUAUCGCAGGCGCUCAUCGAUAGCAUCCCCCUCGCCAGCCUUUUCACUACAUCCACUCGCGACCUUCCUAUCAUACGCGACGUCGCGGACAGACAUGGCUUAACCAUGGGCGUGGUACCUUCACCCAACUACAAACGCGGCCCCGAGAUCAAGCGCGAAGACGGGGAGUCAUCCCACGCGAGGAACUUAGGGCGCCAACACUCGUGGUGGUUAGUCAUGGGUCGGGACAAGGCAGCAGUGUCGCAUCUGCUGGAUGUCCACGAGCGAGAUGCGGGAGUUGAAUCCGGUGCCAACAGAAUGACGUUUUUGGACGUUCUGAUCGCGGGGGUAAUUGGCGGCUUGGUGGUGUUCUAUGGGUUGUCAGUGUUAUGACUCAGGAAUGCGAUCACUGGAUCAGUAUUUACGGAACGAUACUACGCCAGAUAUGCGAUAUGUUCCUCAUGUACAUUAUCGAACCAUGCUUGACAUUCUGGCGCUUCUCGAGAACUCGGCGGCCGCUGCCCAGCGCCAGCUCAUAAAAUAGGUGGAGGACAAGUUGUAUAAAAGC